AUGCUGCUGGGGCUCGUGCUGCUGAUGUGCGCUCCACCCUGUGAACCAGCCAUGCUGCUUCUGACAGCCAGGCCCUCUCGGCCCAAGGAGGGGAGCUCAAUGACCCUGACCUGUGAGGUGCAGGCCGCUUCUUGGAAGCCGGACGCCCAGCCCCAGUUCUGUUUCUUCAGAGACAGCCAGGCCCUGUGGCAGGGCUGGAGCAGUUCCCCGGAGCUCCAGCUCCCCACUGUGUGGAGGGAAGACUCGGGGUCCUACUGGUGUGAAGCGAAGACCUCAGAGCUCAGAGUCGCUCGGAGCCCCAGGAUUCAGAUACAGGUGCAAGGAGUCCCUGUCUGGAAUGUGAGCUUGGAGACACAGCCUCCAGGGGGACAAGUGCAGAAGGGAGAGAAGCUGGUUCUCGUCUGUUUGGCCACCCAGGGCACAGGAGACAUCACCUUCUCCUGGUACAAAGGGGCCCUGGGUUUGAACCUGGAAACAAAGACCCAGCGCUCAUUGGCCGCGAAGUUUGAGAUCCCGGCGGUGACGGACAGUGACACAGAGAAAUACUACUGCGCGGCCGACAACGGCUAUGGCCCCAGCAUCAGCGAGCUGGUGAGCGUCACCAUCAGAAUCCCAGCGUCCCGCCCCGUCCUCACCGUCAGGGUGCCCGGGACCCGGGCCGUGGUGGGGGACGUGGUGGAGCUUCGCUGCGAGGCCCAGAGCGGCUCUCCCCCGAUCCAGUACUGGUUUUAUCACGAGGAUGUCACCCUGGGGAGCAGCUCGGCCCCCUCUGGAGGAGGAGCGUCCUUCAACCUCUCUCUGACCCCAGAACGUUCUGGAAACUACUCCUGUGAGGCCGACAACGGCCUGGGGCCCCAGCGCAGUGAGGCGGUGCCACUCAGCGUCACAGUGCCUACGGAGGACAGGAAGGAACUUCUCGCCUCAGGAAUCCUUGAAGGGCUGCUUGGCACCCUUGGUCCCACCAUUAUUGCCCUAUUGGUCUGCUGUUGGCUCAAGAAAAGAAUAGGAAGACGUCCGGCCAGGGACCCAUGCAGGAGCCCUCCCAGCCCCAUGGCACAGGUGUCCAACUACGUCAACUCAGUUGCCCCACUGCAGGAACAGUCUGUAUACGAAAAUGUGAACGUCGUAAGCGGGGAAGAGGUCUACUCUUUGGUGUACCAUACGCAACAGGAGCGGCAAGCAGCAGGUGAGAAAUGA
Molecule: messenger RNA, 1197 nt
Organism: Neomonachus schauinslandi (Hawaiian monk seal)
Lineage: Eukaryota; Metazoa; Chordata; Mammalia; Carnivora; Phocidae
Product: Fc receptor-like protein 1
Exons: 9
Coding region: 1-1197 (398 amino acids)
Biological process (GO): cell surface receptor signaling pathway
Molecular function (GO): transmembrane signaling receptor activity
Source: RefSeq, a predicted model, not a curated record